Molecule: messenger RNA, 1550 nt
Organism: Tripterygium wilfordii
Lineage: Eukaryota; Viridiplantae; Streptophyta; Magnoliopsida; Celastrales; Celastraceae
Product: telomere repeat-binding factor 1-like
Exons: 7
Coding region: 210-1109 (299 amino acids)
Biological process (GO): nucleosome assembly
Cellular component (GO): nucleosome
Molecular function (GO): double-stranded telomeric DNA binding
Source: RefSeq, a predicted model, not a curated record
UUGGUGAAUAUGGAAAGUUACGAGGCAACGUACUUCUUCCUCCUCCCUCUCGCUGUCUUAUUGUCCUGCAACAGAAAUUAUAACCCUAGUCGACAUUUUCUGUGGGCGUUUAUCGGACUUCCUGUCAUUUACAGAAGAACAGCUUCCGUUCAAUCAUAAAUACAAGAUAGAUCAUAACCAUUCGCGCAAUUUCUUUGCGUUAUGCUUUAAUGGGUGCUCCUAAACAAAAAUGGACAGCGGAAGAAGAAGCAGCUCUGAGAGCUGGAGUUGAUAAGCAUGGGGCUGGUAAAUGGCGAACAAUACUCAAGGACCCAGAAUUUAGUGGUGUCUUAUAUCUGCGCUCAAAUGUUGAUCUGAAGGAUAAGUGGAGGAAUAUGAGUGUGAUGGCAAAUGGAUGGGGUUCUCGAGAUAAGGCUCGGUUAGCUUUUAAGAGGCUGCCACAUAUCCCUAAACAUGAUGAAAACUCUAUGGGACCAAGCACUGUUGUUCAGAGUGAUGAAGAAAUGGGGGCCGAUGCUAAGCCUCUUGUAGUCUAUAAUGGUGGACUUCAGGGUUCUGCUUCAAAGAAAUCCAUUGUGAGGUUGGAUAACCUCAUAAUGGAAGCAAUAACAAGCUUGAAAGAGCCUGGUGGUUCUAAUAAGACAACUAUCGGCUCAUACAUAGAGGAACAAUAUUGGGCGCCCCCAGAUUUCAGGACGAAAUUGUCGGUAAAAUUAAAGUCUCUUACAGAAAGUCGCAAACUGAUUAAGGUUAAACGCAGGUAUAGGAUUGCUCCUGCUUCUUAUUUUGAUAAAAAUAGAAAUUCUCCAAUGCUAUCCUCGGAGGGAAAACAGAAGAUCUCCCUAAAAGUUGAACAGGAUGACAAUCAUGACAUUGUUGUACUUACAAAAUCCCAAAUUGAUAUGGAGUUGGCCAAGAUGAGGAAAAUGACUCCAGCAGAGGCUGCUGCUGCAGCUGCGAGAGCAGUAGCAGAUGCGGAAGCUGCAAUUGCACAAGCUGAAGAGGCUGCAAGGGAGGCAGAGGCAGCAGAAGCAGAUGCAGAGGCUGCACAAGCUUUUGCAGAAGCAGCUAUGAAGACACUAAAAUAUUCUAAGAAUAGCCGAAAUUGAUGGGAAGGCUCAGUAUGGCCUAAGGGAGCAAUGGAUUAUAGCUUCUCCGUCUUUCUUCACACCCAGUUGUUUAAUGCAAAUAAAUAAAGGUCCUUCCAGCAAGGAGAUAACUCUUUGCUAGAGGGUACAUGGAUUCCCUGCAGUUUGGUAGACUAUUUAUCAAGUCAGUCUUUUAGUUCUAGCCCUCCCUUCUUUGUCUUUCUAGCAGUGUCUUUGCAGCAGCUUUAGGCGUGGUAAUGGCUUUACCAACCGAAUUAGUUUGCUUUCUUUUCAUCUGGAUUGGUUUGAACUUUUGUUUGUAGUUAAUGCUAUUGCACUGGGAGAGUGUGAGUUUUGCAUGACUCAUGAAUCCUUAAAUUUAUUAUAUUUCGAACUUUCGGGUUUCCGGAUUGAUGAAUAAAAGUAGCAACUCUAUCUGAAUCUAUUGUCAGUUUGGUUUUA